UGGCGGCGCGCGGGUGAGUCAGGCCGGGUUUUCCCUCCGCCUCUGGGGCAGGCGAGCGAGCGCCGCGGAGCGGGUCCCUCCCUCGCCAAUCCGGCUCUGGCGGCCGCCCGCCCGCUCGCCUGCCCGGCCGCGUUUUCCCCGGCCUCUGCCGCCCGGCCGCUCCGGGCCGCCUCGCAGUCUCGCCCGGAGCCGGUGCCUGGAGGGGUUCGAAUCCGCGCGAGGGAACUGCAGCCCGCGAGGGGCGGGAAGCGGCGCCAGCAUGAAGCAGCUGCCUGUGCCCUGUUGAAACUUCAUGGCCACAGCCCCAGGCCCUGCUGGCAUUGCCAUGGGCAGCGUGGGCAGCCUGUUGGAACGGCAGGACUUCUCCCCCGAAGAGCUACGGGCAGCACUCGCGGGGUCCCGGACUUCCCGCCAGCCUGAUGGGCUCCUCCGGAAGGGCUUGGGCCAGCGUGAGCUCUUCAGCUACCUGCACCUCCCCAAGAAGGACGGCAAGAACACCAAGAGGGCCCCUCGGAACGAGCCUGCUGACUACACCACCCUCUACUACCGGGAACAUCCUCGGGCCGGCGACUUCAGCAAGACUUCGCUGCCCGAGCGGGGUCGCUUCGACAAGUGCCGCAUCCGCCCGUCGGUGUUCAAGCCCGUGGCGGGCGCUGGGAAAGGCUUCCUGUCCAUGCAGAGCCUGGCGGCCCAUAAGGGCCAAAAACUGUGGCGAAGCAAUGGCAGCCUGCACACGCUGGCCUGCCACCCCCCCUUGAGCCCAGGGCCCCGGGCCAGCCAGGCACAGGCCCGUGCCCAGCUGUUGCAUGCCCUCAGCCUGGACGAGGGUGGCCCUGAGCCGGAGCCCAGCCUGUCUGACUCCUCCAGUGGGGGCAGCUUUGGCCGCAGUCCUGGCACUGGCCCAGGCCCCUUCAGCUCCUCAAUGGGCCACAUUAACCACCUGGGGGGCUCCCUGGACCGGGCCUCACGGGUCCCCAAGGAGGCUGGGCCUCUAGCUAUGCUGAGCUGCCUGCCUGAGCCCCCACCCCCCUAUGAGUUCUCCUGCCCCACCACGGAGGAAGUGGUGGCCGUGCUGCCUGACACCUGUGACGAUCUCAAGAGGGGCCUUGGUGAUGAGGACGGCUCCAACCCCUUCACACAGGUGCUGGAGGAGCGCCAGCGGCUGUGGCUGGCUGAGCUGAAGCGCCUGUACGUGGAGCGGCUGCACGAGGUAGCUCAGAAGGCGGAGCGCAGUGAGCGCAACCUCCAGCUGCAGCUCUUCAUGGCCCAGCAGGAGCAGCGGCGGCUGCGCAAAGAGCUGCGGGCGCAGCAGGGCCUGGGCCCCGAGCCUCGGCCCCCCGGCGCCCUGCCGGAGGCCGACCCUAGCGCCCGACCCGAGGAGGAGGCCCGAUGGGAGGUGUGCCAGAAGACCGCGGAGAUCAGCCUCCUGAAGCAGCAGCUGCGGGAGGCGCAGGCGGAGCUGGCACAGAAGCUGGCCGAGAUCUUCAGCCUGAAGACGCAGCUGCGGGGCAGCCGGGAGCAGGCGCAGGCGCAGGACGCGGAGCUGGCCCAGCUGCGCGAGUUGGUGCGGAGCCUGCGGGAGCAGGGCCCGCGGGACGCAGCCCCGGGCGGCUGUGAGACGGACGACUGCAAGAGCAGGGGGCUGCUGGGGGAGGCGGGCGGCGGCGAGGCCGGAGGGGGCGGAGGGGGCGCCGAGCAGCUGCGGGCCCAGCUGGUGCAGGAGCGGCUCCGCGCCCAGGAGCAGGCGCUGUGCUUCGAGCGGGAGCGGCGGACGUGGCAGGAGGAGAAGGAGCGGGUGCUGCGCUACCAGCGGGAGAUCCAGGGGGGCUACCUGGACAUGUACCGCCGCAACCAGGCGCUGGAACAAGAGCUGCGGGCUCUGCGGGAGCCCCCAGCGCCCUGGAGUCCUCGGCUGGAGUCCUCCAAGAUCUGAGGGCAGUGGAUGAGCGGGCGGCAGAAGCCCCGCCCGAGAAUGGCUUGGACAAGCCCGCCCGGAGAUGGCUGGCUCCUUCCUUGCGCUGGUCUGUGG
Molecule: messenger RNA, 2029 nt
Organism: Ailuropoda melanoleuca (giant panda)
Lineage: Eukaryota; Metazoa; Chordata; Mammalia; Carnivora; Ursidae
Gene: N4BP3
Product: NEDD4 binding protein 3
Exons: 5
Coding region: 293-1933 (546 amino acids)
Cellular component (GO): cytoplasmic vesicle
Source: RefSeq, a predicted model, not a curated record